AUGCCACGGUCUUCACAGGAGGAAGUGGCCUUUCUCAUGUCACAGGAGGUAUGGGGCAAAAUCCUGUUCCUAAACGCCAUGAAAGGUGAAUGGGAAGAGGUUAAGGAGGCCUAUAGAUCACAGGGUUCCGUAGUUCAAAAGAUGAAGAUCACCAGAGCGGGGGACACUGCUCUACAUAUCGCUGCUUCGUAUGGCGAAACACAAAUUGUGUCGGAUUUGUUGGAAAUCAUUGAAGACGACGCAUCCAAGUCCAACAUAUUGAAAAUAGAAAAUAACAAAGGCAACACACCUCUCCAUUUAGCUGCUACAGCUGGGGAUGUGAAAAUGUGCCAUGCAAUGGCCACCAUAGACCCCGACCUCGUGUCGUCUCGCAACCAUGAGAAUGAAACCCCUCUCUUCUUGGCAGCUCUUCAUGGAAAGGAAGAUGCUUUUCUUUGCCUUCAUUCUCACUGUGAACAAAACUGCCAUUCGUUUAGAACAAAAAAUGGUGAUACCAUUCUCCAUGCAGCUAUCUCCGGUGAAUACUUGAGUUUGGCAUUCCAGAUCAUUCUGUGGCACCCAGACCUUGUUAAUUAUAUGAAUGAGAGUGGCUUCUCUCCGCUCCAUAUUCUCGCCAAUACUCCAUCAGCAUUCAAUAGCAGUAGCCGCCUUAGACCGUUGGAUCGUCUCAUAUACAAAUGUUUGAUUGUUAAAGAGCUAAAAGAGGAAAAGGACAAAAAGAAUACUUGUCCCCAAGAGAAACAACCAGGAAUCAAUAUGAGUUCUGAAUCUGAUCAAACAUUAAAGACCAAAAUCAUAGACAAAACUCUUGGCGAGAAAAGGCGACAUAAAUGGGCUACUCAGGUCAUGAAGGAAUUGGUUAAGAAUACUUCUUCAUACAUGUAUGAACAAACUCCCGGAGAAACUCGAGCAGUAGAUGAUGAAAGUUUUGAAGAAGUUCCUAAUAAACCUGUUACCGAAUCAGAGGAGGAGGGUAAAAGUAAAAGUGAUGAGAAGAAAGACAAAGAUAAGAAUAAUGAAACUGAUGAGAAAGUGAAAAGGCAAACACCUAUAUUAAUUGCAGCAAAGAUGGGAGUAAGUGAAAUGGUUGAGGAAAUCCUAGAAAAUUAUCCAGUGGCUAUCCAGGAUGUGGACUCAGAAAACAAGAAUGUUGCACUCUUGGCAGUUGAGAACAGGCAACCCCAUGUUUACAAAUUACUGCUAAAGAGAGAGAAGCAAAUCGAAAGCUUGUUACGUCAGGUGGACAAGACAGGUAACAAUGCAUUGCAUCUUGCUGCUAAAUAUGGAAGUUAUCGGCCAUGGCUUACUCCAGGUGCCGCACUACAAAUGCAGUGGGAACUCAAGUGGUUCACGUUUGUCCAAACUUCCAUGCCAUCCCAUCUAUCUGUUCGCUCCAACAUUGAAGGUCAGACACCCAAGGAGAUCUUCACAACUUCACACAAACCUCUGCAAAAAGAAGGCAGUAAUUGGCUCGUCAAAACCUCCGAGUCAUGCUCUGUCGUCGCUGCGCUCAUUGCUACUGUUGCAUUUGCAACAUCAGCAACUGUACCAGGAGGACUCGAUAAUGAAACGGGUGAACCGGUUUUCAAAGACAAGCCAGCGUUCGAUGCCUUCACCAUCUCAUCACUGGUUUCUCUCUGCUUGUCAGUAACUGCCUUGGUCUUCUUUCUUUCCAUUAUUACAUCUCGAUACGAAGCACAUGAUUUUUCCAUCAACUUGCCCCGGAAACUUUUGCUGGGUUUAACAUCACUCUUCGCAUCCAUAGCAUCCGUGUUAGUCUCAUUUUGUACUGGCCAUAUUUUUCUCCUUGAUCGACAACUGAGAUAUGUGGCAUAUCCAUUAUAUGCAGCGACUUGCUUGCCGGUUACCAUUUUCGCUCUUGCCCAGUUGCCCCUCUACUAUGAUCUCAUAAGGGUCAUGUUCGGAAAGGUUCCACAGCGUAGCUACAAGGAAUAUAGACACUAUUAACUUAACUGGGACUCGACUCGAUCAUCUAUUGCCGCUAUAAUUAAAAUUGUGUUUUUCCAAUAUAGUCUUCUUUUCUUUUUCUUUUUUUGGGAGGAAAC
Messenger RNA from Prunus avium (sweet cherry), 2066 nucleotides. The record is from RefSeq and is a predicted model, not a curated record. Lineage: Eukaryota; Viridiplantae; Streptophyta; Magnoliopsida; Rosales; Rosaceae.